GUCCGGUCCCGCCUAUUCUCUGCCCCGGACCUUUAGGCUUCUCUUGGCCCGUUUGAAGACCAGGAAGUUGAUAAGUCGCGAGGCUCGCUGCUGAGAGACGGUGGCUCGGGUGGGACAGUCGCCAGGGAUGGCGGAGCGUAAGGAUGGAGCGAGUGUCCGGACUGCUCUCCUGGACGCUGAGCAGAGUCCUGUGGCUGUCGGGCCUCUUUGAGCGGGGAGCUGCCCGGCAGCCCCGGAUCAUGGAAGAGAAAGCGCUAGAAGUUUAUGAUUUGAUUCGAACUAUCCGGGACCCAGAGAAGCCCAAUACUUUAGAAGAACUGGAAGUGGUAACGGAAAGUUGUGUGGAGGUUCAGGAGAUAAAUGAAGAAGACUAUUUGGUUAUUAUCAGGUUCACGCCAACAGUACCUCAUUGCUCUUUGGCGACUCUUAUUGGGCUGUGCUUAAGAGUUAAACUUCAGCGGUGUUUACCGUUUAAACAUAAGUUGGAAAUCUACAUUUCUGAAGGAACCCACUCAACGGAGGAAGAUAUCAACAAGCAGAUAAAUGACAAAGAACGAGUGGCAGCUGCGAUGGAGAACCCCAAUUUACGGGAAAUCGUGGAACAGUGUGUCCUUGAACCUGACUAAUAGCUGUUUUAAGAGCCAUUGACCUGGAAUCAUUUGAUAUAUUUGUUUAAACUCUUUGUAAAAUGUAAAAGACUCAUGUUUAAUAUGUAGGUGAUUUGUACCUCAGUGCAUUUUUUUAAAGGAUGAUUUCCAAGCAAGAUUUAAUUAUAAGGUAGUACCCAGUUUGUUCAGUGUUUAACAUUCUCAGGAUUUGUAACACUUAAAUGAUCGACAGAAAAAUAUUUUCUAGUAAUUAUGUGUCAGAUGAGUUGCUAUUUUUCUGAUGCCCAUUCUGAUACAACUGCUUUUCAUGUCAAAUAUCUACUGUGCCCAAAUGUAUUCAGUUUAAAUCAUUACUCUGUAAAUAAAUAAAACAGAGAUGAUUCUUGUAUA
Messenger RNA from Lagenorhynchus albirostris (white-beaked dolphin), 998 nucleotides. It is a transcript of the gene CIAO2A, whose product is annotated as cytosolic iron-sulfur assembly component 2A. The record is from RefSeq and is a predicted model, not a curated record. Bases 144 to 626 code for a protein of 160 amino acids. NCBI's taxonomy places the organism in Eukaryota, Metazoa, Chordata, Mammalia, Artiodactyla, Delphinidae. The transcript has 5 exons.